Poecile atricapillus (Black-capped chickadee) is the source of this 9170-nucleotide messenger RNA. RefSeq names its product polybromo 1 (gene PBRM1). Gene Ontology annotation, biological process: chromatin remodeling. NCBI's taxonomy places the organism in Eukaryota, Metazoa, Chordata, Aves, Passeriformes, Paridae. Bases 221 to 5347 code for a protein of 1708 amino acids. The record is from RefSeq and is a predicted model, not a curated record. The transcript has 33 exons. Gene Ontology annotation, cellular component: RSC-type complex. Gene Ontology annotation, molecular function: protein binding; chromatin binding.
GCAGCGGCGGCGGCGGCGGCACCGGCGGUGUCGGGACGGGCGGUACCGGCGGGACGGGACGGGACGGGCCGGGCCGGGUCCCGCGCACCCACCCCGGGUCGGCCGCGGCUGCGGGAGGCGGAGCGGAGCCAGCGGGUUGUGGCUGUACUAACACCAUUACUGGUUUGCCACUCUUAGAGUGUCCCCUUCUCGCAGUAUCUGUGCUUGCCCAUCAGACACUAUGAGGAGAUUGGCUUUUCGAGGUGCUGGUUCUACUCUGAAGAAGUUGGAUUCCAUGGGUUCCAAGAGGCGAAGAGCUACCUCUCCUUCCAGCAGCGUCAGCGGUGGAGACUUCGAUGAUGCCCAUCACUCCACCAAUAUACCAGGCCCAAGCAGGAAGAGGAGGAGACUUUCCAAUCUCCCAACUGUAGAUCCUAUUGCUGUCUGCCAUGAGCUCUACAACACCAUCAGAGACUACAAAGAUGAGCAGGGCAGGCUCCUUUGUGAGCUCUUCAUCAGGGCACCCAAGAGAAGAAAUCAGCCAGAUUAUUAUGAAGUGGUUUCUCAGCCAAUUGAUUUAAUGAAAAUCCAACAAAAGCUGAAGAUGGAGGAAUAUGAUGAUGUGAAUGUGCUGACUGCUGAUUUCCAGCUUCUCUUUAACAAUGCAAAGGCUUACUAUAAGCCAGAUUCUCCUGAAUAUAAAGCUGCCUGCAAACUGUGGGAGCUGUAUUUGCGCACAAAAAAUGAAUUUGUUCAGAAAGGUGAUGCUGAGGAUGAUGAUGAUGAUGAGGAAGGACAUGACAAUCAAGCAAAUUCUGAAUUAUCAUCUCCAGGUUACCUGAAGGAAAUUCUGGAACAGCUUCUUGAAGCUGUAGCUGUUGCCACAAACCCCUCAGGACGCCUCAUAAGUGAACUGUUUCAGAAACUUCCUUCUAAAGUGCAAUAUCCAGAUUAUUAUGCAAUAAUAAAGGAACCCAUAGAUCUUAAAACUAUUGCCCAAAGGAUACAGAAUGGAACUUAUAAAAGCAUUCAUGCCAUGGCCAAGGACAUAGAUCUUCUGGCAAAGAAUGCCAAAACCUACAAUGAGCCUGGAUCCCAAGUAUUCAAGGAUGCAAAUGCGAUUAAAAAGAUAUUUAAUAUGAAAAAAGCUGAGAUUGAACACAGUGAGUUGGCCAAGUCAAGUCUCCGAAUCAGGACUGCAUCAAAUUUGGCUGCUUCCAAGCUGACAGGUCCUUCCUCACAGGGUAAAGGCAGUGUUGGGGAUGAGAGAAAUUCUUCUAACAAAUAUUAUCGUAACAAAAGAUCAGCCCAAGGGGAUCGUUUAUCAGCAAUAACCAUGGCAUUGCAAUAUGGAUCAGAAAGCGAUGAGGAUGCAGCUUUGGCUGCUGCUGCUCGUUAUGAAGAGGGAGAGUCUGAAGCUGAGAGCAUUACCUCCUUCAUGGACACUUCUAAUCCUCUUUACCAGCUUUAUGACACUGUUAGAAGUUGCCGUAAUAACCAGGGCCAGCUCAUCUCUGAACCCUUUUUCCACUUGCCCUCCAAGAAGAAGUAUCCUGAUUAUUAUCAGCAAAUUAAAACUCCCAUUUCAUUGCAGCAGAUCAGAACCAAGCUGAAGAACCACGAAUAUGAAACUUUAGAUCAGUUGGAGGCUGAUCUGAAUUUGAUGUUUGAAAAUGCCAAGCGCUACAAUGUCCCCAAUUCUGCCAUCUAUAAAAGAGUGCUGAAAAUGCAGCAGGUUAUGCAAGCAAAGAAGAAGGAGCUUGCUAGGAGAGAUGACAUUGAGGAUGGGGACAGCAUGAUUUCUUCUGCUACAUCUGAUACUGGAAGCUCAAAAAGGAAAAGUAAAAAGAACAUACGAAAGCAGCGGAUGAAGAUCUUGUACAAUGCAGUUCUGGAAGCUCGAGAGCCUGGCACAGGCAGGCGGCUCUGUGAUCUGUUCAUGGUUAAGCCAUCCAAAAAGGACUAUCCAGACUAUUAUAAAAUUAUCCUGGAGCCAAUGGACUUGAAGAUGAUAGAGCACAACAUCCGCAAUGACAAGUACGUGGCGGAGGAGGCCAUGAUUGAGGACAUGAAGCUCAUGUUCCGGAACGCCAGGCAUUACAACGAGGAAGGCUCCCAGGUAUACAAUGAUGCCCAUAUGCUGGAAAAGAUCCUUAAAGAAAAAAGGAAAGAGCUGGGACCCUUGGCUGAAGAUGAUGAUGUUGCAUCCCCUAAACUAAAGCUAAGUAGGAAAAGUGGCAUUUCUCCCAAGAAGUCCAAGUACAUGACUCCAAUGCAGCAGAAGCUGAACGAGGUGUACGAGGCUGUGAAGAACUACACGGACAAGCGCGGGCGGCGGCUGAGCGCGAUCUUCCUGCGGCUGCCAUCCCGCUCCGAGCUCCCCGACUACUACGUCACCAUCAAAAAGCCUGUGGACAUGGAAAAGAUCAGGAGCCACAUGAUGGCAAAUAAAUACCAGGACAUAGACUCCAUGGUGGAGGACUUUGUCAUGAUGUUCAAUAACGCUUGCACGUACAAUGAACCAGAGUCUUUGAUUUAUAAAGAUGCCCUGGUCCUCCACAAAGUUUUGCUUGAAACACGGAGAGAAAUAGAAGGAGAUGAGGAUUCUCAUGUGCCCAAUGUCACUUUGCUGAUUCAAGAACUCAUCCAUAACCUCUUUGUAUCUGUUAUGAGCCACCAGGAUGAUGAGGGCAGAUGCUACAGUGACUCCUUAGCUGAGAUUCCUGCUGUUGAUCCCAACUUCCCAAAUAAACCUCCUCUGACUUUUGAUAUUAUCCGAAAAAAUGUUGAAAAUAAUCGCUAUAGAAGAUUGGACUUGUUCCAGGAGAACAUGUUUGAGGUACUGGAGAGGGCACGGAGAAUGAACAGGACUGAUUCAGAGAUCUAUGAGGAUGCAGUAGAACUUCAGCAAUUCUUCAUUAAAAUUCGAGAUGAACUAUGUAAAAAUGGAGAGAUUCUGCUGUCACCUGCUCUCAGCUACACCACCAAGCACCUUCACAACGAUGUAGAAAAGGAAAAGAAGGAAAAGCUGCCCAAAGAAAUAGAGGAGGAUAAGCUCAAAAGGGAGGAGGAGAAGAGAGAAGCUGAAAAGAGCGAAGAUUCCUCUGGAUCAGCUGGGCUGUCAAAUUUGCAUCGGACCUACAGCCAGGACUGCAGCUUCAAGAACAGCAUGUACCAUGUGGGGGAUUAUGUGUAUGUGGAGCCUGCAGAGGCCAACUUGCAGCCUCACAUCGUCUGCAUUGAGAGGCUGUGGGAAGAUUCAGCUGGAGAGAAAUGGCUCUAUGGCUGCUGGUUUUAUCGACCAAAUGAAACUUUUCACCUUGCAACACGAAAAUUCCUGGAGAAAGAAGUUUUUAAAAGUGAUUAUUACAAUAAAGUUCCUGUUAGUAAAAUUUUAGGCAAAUGUGUGGUCAUGUUUGUCAAGGAAUAUUUUAAACUGUGCCCUGAAAACUUCAGAGAUGAGGACGUUUACGUGUGCGAGUCGCGCUAUUCUGCGAAGACAAAGUCUUUUAAAAAGAUUAAACUGUGGACUAUGCCUGUGAGCUCUGUCAGAUUUGUCCCACGAGAUGUGCCCCUGCCUGUGGUCAGAGUCGCUUCUGUGUUUGCCAAUACAGACAAAGCAGAUGAGGAGAAACACAGUGAAACACUGGAGGACAGUAAGGUGGGAGAAAGUAUCCUUCAUCUUGAAAAGGACAAAGAAGAUGUUCCAGUAGAAAUGUCCAAUGGGGAACCUGGUUGCCAUUACUUUGAACAGCUCUGCUACAAUGACAUGUGGCUGAAGGUUGGGGACUGUGUCUUCAUAAAAUCACAUGGCCUGGUGCGGCCUCGAGUAGGAAGAAUUGAGAAGAUGUGGGUGCGAGAUGGAGCCGCGUAUUUCUUUGGUCCAAUCUUUAUACAUCCUGAAGAAACUGAGCAUGAGCCAACUAAAAUGUUCUACAAGAAGGAGGUGUUUUUGAGUAAUUUGGAGGAGACCUGUCCCAUGACUUGCAUUUUGGGAAAGUGUGUCGUUCUGUCAUUCAAAGACUUCCUCUCCUGCAGACCAACAGAAAUCUCCGAAAACGAUGUUUUUCUUUGCGAGAGCCGCUACAACGAAAGUGACAAACAAAUGAAGAAAUUCAAGGGGUUGAAGAGGUUUUCACUGUCUGCAAAAGUUGUAGAUGAUGAAAUAUACUAUUUUAGAAAACCCAUAGUUCCUCAAAAAGAGCCAUCUCCUCUACUGGAAAAGAAGAUUCAGCAGCUGGAAGCAAAAUUUGCUGAGUUGGAAGGAGGUGAUGAGGACAUGGAAGAGAUGGGAGAAGAGGAAGGUGAUAUGACUGAAACACCUUCUAUGCCUCAGCUUCAGGCCCCCUUAGCCAGUGAUUUGGAUAUAAUGCCUUAUACUCCACCACAGUCCACUCCCAAGUCUGUUAAGGGCAGCACCAAGAAGGAGGGAUCAAAAAGGAAGAUCAACAUGAGUGGGUACAUCUUGUUUAGCAGCGAGAUGAGAGCUGUGAUUAAAGCUCAGCACCCAGACUACUCCUUUGGAGAGCUCAGCAGACUUGUAGGAACUGAAUGGAGAAACUUGGAAGCAACAAAGAAAGCAGAAUAUGAAGAGCGGGCAGCUAAAGUUGCUGAGCAGCAGGAGAGAGAGCGAGCAGCACAGCAGCAGAAUUCCUCCCCCCGGGCAGGCACUCCUGUCGGGGCUCUUAUGGGGGUGGUGCCGCCACCAACACCAAUGGGAAUGCUCAAUCAGCAGUUGACACCCGUUGCAGGCAUGAUAAGUGGCUAUCCACCGGUGCUGCCACCUUUGCAGGGCCCAGUUGAUGGCAUUGUUAGCAUGGGCAGCAUGCAGCCACUUCACCCAGGGGUGCCCCCACCCCACCAACUCCCGCCAGGUAUGCCAGGCAUCCCAGGCAUCCCACCACCCGGUGUUAUAGGCCAAAAUGUGUCCCCUAUGGUAGGCACUCCAGCACCAGGAGCGAGUCCUUUUGGACAGCAGAUGGGGAUCCUGGGCCCGCCGGGCCAGCAGGCGCCCCCGCCGUACCCAGGGCAGAGCCCUGCCAGCCAGCCCGUCAUGCAGCAGCCCAGCACCCCCAUGUUCGUCUCCCCUCCACCAAAGACACAGAGGCUCCUCCAUUCUGAAGCCUACCUGAAAUACAUCGAGGGGCUCAGUGCUGAGUCAAACAGUAUCAGCAAGUGGGACCAGACCCUUGCAGCACGGAGACGAGAUGUGCACUUGUCCAAGGAGCAGGAGAGCCGCCUGCCCUCGCACUGGUUGAAGAGCAAAGGGGCUCACACCACCAUGGCUGACGCGCUGUGGCGCCUGCGGGACCUGAUGCUGCGCGACACCCUGAACAUCCGCCAGGCCUACAACCUGGAGAACGUGUAGGAACAGCAGCACUCCUGCUCCAGGAGUUCAUGGGACAAUAGCUGGUUUAGUUACUGGGUGGGAAGAGAUAACCAACAAUAAUUUGUAUUGCAUUUUACUGUACAUUGCAAGACCAUUUUUAUAUAAGGACACUUUUAAUAAGCAUAUUUCACUUUUUGUUAUAUUAAGUUGACUUUAUCAAAUACACAGAUUUUUUGCAUAUGUUUCCUUUGUUUGAAAGGCGAUUUCAUAAUUGGUUGAGUGUAGUCAAGGAUUCACCUUUCUUAUACUUUAUUGCUGAGAAUCUGAUGCCAUUGUUUUUAUAUAUAAAAAAAAAAACGGAAAACAAAGUAUUUACAGAUUGAUACAGUGGAAUGUGAAUUAGUCAUAGUUUACAUCCUAUAAGAAUGUGUGUACCUGUGCUUGUGCGUGCUGGCCACUUUGGGCAGAACUGCUCAGGUGUGAACAGGGAGGAUCUCUUAAAAGAAGCUAAAGGUAAGAUAAGCUUUGGCACUAAGGAAAAUUGGCAUUCCAAGUCAACACUGAGAUGGCUGGGUGGGCCCCAGCAGCGCUGGAAGUGCUGGUGUGGACGGGACAAGGGUGUCUCAACUGCUCAUGUUGUCCAGUCCUGUGCAGUUAUUUAACUGUGUAGCCAAGGCCAUUGUGAUCCUAAAUCAGUACCACAGUCCCUGUGCUGGCAGGCCCUUAGAGGGGAAGUGUUUCAUCUGCCAUGGCCUGUGCUGGGGGUUCUGCCAUGUCCCCAGCACCCAGCAGUGGGACAGGGAAGCUCCUUCCCUGAGAGAUUCUGUCUGUGCUGGAAGAGGCUCACAGAACUUGGAACCAGCCCAGGUCUUGGAAGGUAAGUUAGGGGAGAAAAGUGGAGUUGUUCUGUUAGUGAAGUAAUGUGAUGUUUUUUUAAAUUCACACAUACUCUGUUCAUGAUUGGGCAUUGUAAGACAUUUUUGUAUGCUUUCUUUAAGUGUAUUCAUUAACCUUAGUGAAAGUUCUGCAAUGCAAAUUUGAGUGAAAUUUGAUGCUUAAAUUAACUUGAAAGUAAAAUACUACUGUAUGGUAUGGUAUGUGUAAGGUCAGCAUACCCAGUACAUUGGAGAAAUAUAGUACUUGCAUUGCAGCCUUCAAAGGGUUUGGGUUGGUUUUUUUUUCUUUUCUUUUCUUUUUUCUUUUUGGUUUUUUUUUGUGGGGUUUUUUUUUGGUUUGUUUUUGUUUUUUGUUUUUUUUUUGUUUUUUUUUUAUCUAAGUAAAGUAGGUAUUGACUCUUCUUGCCAAAUUUCAAGGUUGUGGCUGCCUUCUGCUAAAGAUUUACCUGUCCUCAUAACUAACCAACCUUUUGGACUACAAAGUUAUUUGUUUAAAGGUGAUAAGAACAGUGGUGUUGAAAAUUGAGCCAUAAUGAGCAUGAACAGUGAACCUUGAAAAAUAUGUGAAGCACUGGGAACCAGCUGAGUGGAGGUGGUAAGAUUCAGUCAGUCCCAGAUGCCCCUUUAUUAAUUGGAUUGAAAAUAAACAGCAAGCCUUAAUUUCAUAUGGAAGCUAAUGUGGUUCAGGACUGUCUUCCAUGUAGCUGUUUAAUAGAGGAAAUUAGAUGAGUAACAUGAAAAAAACAUCUUUUACACAAUUAAGUUAGAAUCAAGGAUAGAAAUUUUCUGUAUGAACUAUGAGAAAAAAUAAGUGAUAGGAAUCUCUCAAGGUGCCUGGCAUAAAAUUCACAGAGAGCUAUUUAAACAGUCAGAACACAGCAUUAUUUAAUUAACACACAUCCAUGUUUUCAGUCUGGGGUAUAAAUGCUGCCUUUCACACAGGCUGCCAGCUUUAUAACACUUCUGCCCUUCUGUUGCAGUUGCCCAGAGGAAACUAAUUCUAAUCAUCCUCCACAUCUUAUUUGCUCAGUCUGAGAUACUAAAGAUCAACCAUAAAUGUAUGUAGCUCCCUCUUGGCUGCAAGUGCACAAAAUUGAAGUUUCAGAAUGUCUGGGCACUGCACAUUGUGUAAGGAAUGGGAUGUGGUUCAGUCAUGCACAUGAAAUUUUGAUUAAUAAAAUGAAACCUUAUAUUCAUUUUGUCAACUGCAUUUUCCAGCAAGUCUAAUGUGACCCUCAUCUUUGGUAUAAAGCACCAACAUCCAGUACUGAUUUCAGGAAGUAACUCAGGAACAGCAUUCUUUUCACCAAUUCUGUGAAGAUAUUUUUUUCCCCCUUUCCCUGAAGGAGCUGGAGAUGGCCAUGAGCAGAGUGCAGGUACAGUUUGGGUCUGUGUAUUAAGUCCAAAGUGAAAGCAUGCCUCCACUGAUGACAGGAAGAGUUUUGCUCCAAAGAAAAAUUCCCCAAUACAUCAGAUGGCUGUUGCUUUCUGUUGCUGCUUUUGAAAAUCUUGGAGAAAACUGCUGCAGCCCUGUGCCAGGGAGGAGUGCAGGCUGGGUACAAACACCCUUCCUUGACCAUAACUUGUUCCAGCUCUUCCGCAGGCUUUUCAGCAGACAGCUGCUUCCUUGUGCACACAGCUGCAGGGGAAUGAUCAGCAGAUCCAUGUUUUCCACAGAAUCAUUCUGGAUUGGUGGUGGUUGUCCUCUCUAAUGCUGGAGUGGUGAGCAGCACUGCUUGUGCAUUAGGUAUCACUGUUUGUUCCAGAUGACUUUUUACUGCUGCUGCCUCACCGAGAUGGAUUUUUCCAUGCUGGGUAUCCAUCUUGCCCUGACUUCCAGAGUUUGGAAAGCUUGCAGCAGGAAUGCUUUGCUGAGUCUCAGAAGCUGUGGUGGCCGUUGCAGAACACAUGAAAAUGCCGUUGGUCGGUGCAGAGCCCCACUCCAGGCGGACACCGGCUGAAUUCCCUGCUGAAGGAAGGGAUGUGCUCAGCCCUGGAGCUGGCAGGGGCCUGGCAGGGCUAGAAGUGAAAGCUGUGACCCUGGCUCACUGCAGCAGCCUGGAACAGCCACACGGUGUUCCCUGAGUGCCGAGCCAAAGGAGAGCUCUUGCUUCCUUCCCGUUUCCUUUGCCACAGCAGAUGGAUGGGGGAAGCGGGAGAUGGGAGUGAUACAGGGAUAUGAGAGUCAGAGAGAACUGGGGAAGGCAAAGAGCACAGAAUUAGGAGUCAGCAGGAAUAAAACGGCAAAACCAAAUGAAGACUUUGGUUGUUGAAGAUGGGGUGUAUUUAAAACUGAUACUAAAUCUCCGACUGUACUCAGCUGUGGAACAGGCUGGGAUUCUGGAAUGGGGAGUUGCAGCUAUUCUGAUGUCCAGCAUUAGUGACAGACUGGUAAAAUCUAAAAAUACCAAAGGGUCAGCACUAGCAAGCACACUCAGGAUUGGAGACUGCAGCUCAGAUUUCUAAAUGUCAAGCUUCAUAUUGUGUCAUAACAGAUCUGUGUUGCCUGAAAUGGUGCGAUGCCAGAGGAUUUUAUUCCUGCAGCAGUCACCAAGAGCAGUGACACGGAACUGCCUGACACCAGACAUCUUGUGAGUGACUGCAGCCUCUCUCCCUUUCUGUUUACCUGCUUCAGACAUCCCAGAGAUCUUCCAGAUGUGCCUGGUGCUCUCAGCUGCCAAUGGGAAACAGUCACUGCUAAACAAGCUAGAGGUCUGAAGUGAGAACUGGGCUUGGCUCACAGCUGUUUGUGGAACUGCUACAAUUACAGGAGUGCUUAAGGGAAGCCACAGGAAGUUUUCACAUCAGGCUCCUGAGUUCUGAGAAAUAACUAGGGCACAGGGCUCUUGCUUGAAAAAAACUCCAUAUAUUGAACAACUUAUUUGUUUUAUGAAAACAGAGCACAAGAGAAUUUCAAAAGGCUCAAGAAAUAAAAUCAGAUGAAGCUAAAGCUCAGCAGUUUUCAA